AUGGACCUGUUCGGGGACCUGCCAGAGCCCGAGCGCUCGCCGCGCCCGGCUGCCGGGAAGGACGCCCAGAAGGGACCGCUGCUCUUUGACGACCUCCCUCCGGCCAGCAGUACUGACUCAGGACCAAGAGGGCCCUUACUUUUUGAUGAUCUCCCACCUGCUGGCAGUGGUGAUUCAGGUCCCCCAGCGGCACAGAUAUCACUGCUGGCAACCAACGAAGGCAAAGGAGCAAAGAGGAAACCCCCGGAAGGAGAAAAGAACGGCAGUGAAGAGCUUGUGGAAAAGAAAGUUUGUAAAGCCUCUUCGAUGAUCUUUGGCCUGAAAGGCUAUGUGGCUGAGCGGAAGGGCGAGCGGGAGGAGAUGCAGGACGCCCACGUCAUCCUCAACGACAUCACCGAGGAGUGCCGGCCCCCGUCCCUCAUCGCUCGCGUUUCGUACUUUGCCGUUUUUGACGGGCAUGGGGGGAUCCGAGCCUCCAAAUUUGCUGCUCAGAACUUGCAUCAGAACUUAAUCAGGAAAUUUCCUAAAGGGGAUGUAGUCAGCGUCGAGAAAACCGUGAAAAGAUGUCUCCUGGACACUUUCAAGCACACGGAUGAAGAGUUCCUUAAACAAGCUUCCAGCCAGAAGCCGGCUUGGAAAGAUGGGUCCACCGCCACAUGUGUUCUGGCUGUAGACAACACGCUUUACAUUGCUAACCUUGGAGACAGUCGGGCCAUCCUCUGCCGCUACAACGAGGAGAGCCAGAAGCACGCGGCCCUGAGCCUGAGCAAAGAGCACAACCCCACGCAGUACGAGGAGCGCAUGCGGAUACAGAAGGCCGGGGGCAACGUCAGGGAUGGGCGUGUCUUGGGUGUGCUGGAAGUGUCGCGCUCCAUCGGGGACGGGCAGUACAAGCGUUGUGGAGUCACCUCUGUGCCUGACAUCAGACGUUGCCAGCUAACCCCCAACGACAGGUUCAUCUUGCUGGCUUGUGAUGGCCUCUUCAAGGUCUUCACCCCAGAAGAAGCCGUGAACUUCAUCCUGUCCUGCCUUGAGGAUGACAAGAUCCAGACCCGGGAAGGGAAGCCAACUGUGGACGCCCGCUACGAAGCAGCCUGCAACCGGCUGGCCAGCAAGGCUGUGCAGCGGGGCUCGGCAGACAACGUGACGGUCAUGUUGGUGCGUGUUGGGCAGUGA
Messenger RNA from Orycteropus afer afer, 1176 nucleotides. It is a transcript of the gene ILKAP, whose product is annotated as ILK associated serine/threonine phosphatase. Gene Ontology annotation, molecular function: protein serine/threonine phosphatase activity; cation binding. NCBI's taxonomy places the organism in Eukaryota, Metazoa, Chordata, Mammalia, Tubulidentata, Orycteropodidae. Gene Ontology annotation, biological process: protein dephosphorylation. Bases 1 to 1176 code for a protein of 391 amino acids. The record is from RefSeq and is a predicted model, not a curated record. The transcript has 12 exons.